AUGUCUUCUUGUCUUACACCACAUCCAUCACGUCUAAUCGAACGUUUGAAUGUGUCUAUUCUAACAAUUAAAUGGAUACGUAAAAAUUGUUUUAUAUUUGAAAAUAUUCUCUUCGAUGAAGACGACAACUUAGAAAGAUUUUCAGUGAAUCUCAAUAGAUAUCAGGCAAAGUUCAAUCGAAUCUUUCCUUUGACUUCACAAGUGAAAACGCGUUCAGAAUAUCUAACCAAGCUUCUCUAUGAACUCGAAUGUUUAACUAUUCGAUGUUCAGUAUGGUUAAAGAAUAAUUCAACAAAAGCCAUCCGUUCUCGAUUGAAACAUUUCGGUAAACGAUUAGAUAUGUUCAUUCAUUGGAAAGAAAAUGCACAGAAGAUGAAUGUGUCGAGAAAAUUUUCUACCGAAUUCUCGAUAUUUCAAACAAAUUAUCAACAAUUCUGUGUGCAGAUGGACAACAUUCAGCGUGAAUAUCUAAACCUAUUUUUUGAGAGUAUCGAAUUAUUUGCGAAGAUUAUCCCAACAGAAAACCCAGAGGCAUUUCGGUUUUCGCGACAAAAUAUCGAUAAAAGUCUGAAUGAGUGGAAAGAACAGAAUCGAUUUCAUAUUCCAUGGUUACCGGAUGAACAUCAGCAACCGAAAGAGACAGAUAUCGAAAUUAAAGUCAUUGACAACAGUGCAGGUGACCACGAAGCAAAAUAUGUGCACAAAUCAAAUUUAAGCUGGUCCUUCAUCGCCCCAGAAAAGGAAGAAGAACUUCCAAUAGUACGACCUGCUCAUUCUCAAGUAUCACCUGUGAUUAAAUCCGUACCGAUAAAUCGAGUACGGUUAGCCAUUGAAGCCAUUGAACGAAAUACGAAAACAUUUCCACGAGAGAGAAAGUCAUGA
Adineta ricciae is the source of this 882-nucleotide messenger RNA. The record is from the annotation of a GenBank genome assembly. Lineage: Eukaryota; Metazoa; Rotifera; Eurotatoria; Adinetida; Adinetidae.